This is a messenger RNA of Diaporthe batatas, 3480 nucleotides long. RefSeq lists its product as uncharacterized. The record is from RefSeq and is a predicted model, not a curated record. The coding region runs from base 387 to 1172 and encodes 261 amino acids. Gene Ontology annotation, cellular component: nucleolus. The transcript is spliced from 2 exons. Gene Ontology annotation, molecular function: RNA binding. Lineage: Eukaryota; Fungi; Ascomycota; Sordariomycetes; Diaporthales; Diaporthaceae.
CACGGUGGCAGUGGUAGAGCCCAGCAUUUUGCGAUAAGAGCUGAUUGUCGAUCUGCCCAGGUAGUAGCCCCACCGUCUGGACCACAACUUUUGCAUCCCACCGCCCUGGCCAGAAACUUUUCCAAGGGUAUUGCAGGCCGCGCCCAUCGACCAACGACCCUUCAGCCCAGUCAGGACUUGCGACAACCGACUUUCAGGUUUAUUGGCACCCAGGAAAUCCGAAAAGGAGAGCAAUCCAAGCCGAGCAACUGCCAGAAGGAUAACACUCGACAAGAUCCGGCCGCACGCUUUGCAACACCUAACCCAGGACCGGAUCUCUCUGGGUCCCCGGCUUAUCGACACAGCCUGAUAUCCUCGCACUGAUAACCUCCACACCCGUCGCCACGAUGCCUGCGCCAACAGCCCUCAAGGCUGCCCCGGAGGAGCCAGCAGCCAAACUCCCCCUCCCAACCGAUUCCCAAGACGACGACAUCCUCCUCGACGCCCCAGACGCCGUCGCCGCCGCAGCAGCAGGCGCAGAUGGGGAGGCGCCGCAGCAGCCCGAGACAGACAUGCAGCUCGAUGAUGCCGUCGACGAGGAGGGCCGGCCGCGGUUCGCCCCGUCGUCGGCGAGGUCCGAGGCGGUGCGCGUCGAGCACCGCAAGGUCCCCAUCCCGCCACACCGCAUGACGCCUCUCAAGGCCUCGUGGCCCAAGAUCUACCCGCCCCUGGUCGAGCACCUCAAGCUACAGUGCCGCAUGAACAUGAAGAGCAAGGCCGUCGAGCUGCGCACCUCCAAGGCCACCACCGACAAUGGCGCCAUCCAGAAGGGCGCCGACUUUGUGCGCGCCUUUGCGCUCGGCUUCGACGUCGACGACGCCAUCGCCCUGCUGCGGAUGGAUGACCUCUAUAUUGAGACGUUUGAGAUAAAAGAUGUCAAGACACUUCAGGGCGACCAUCUCGCCCGUGCCAUCGGCCGUAUUGCAGGCAAGGACGGCAAGACCAGGUACGCGAUCGAGAAUGCCUCGCGGACGCGGGUGGUGCUCGCCGACUCCAAGAUCCACAUCCUUGGGGCAUUCAAGAAUACGAGGAUCGCCCGUGAGUCCAUCGUCAGCCUGAUUCUCGGAAAGCCACCAGGCAAGGUCUACAACGGCCUGAGGACGGUGUCGGCACGCAUGAAGGAGAGGUUCUGAGCCCCUGUGGGUUGCGGUUAUUUCACGAUUAUACAUACAAUGGCAUGAAGGCGAACCGGCGUUUCUCUUUUGGGGUCAACAUUUGGCCGAAAAGUUUGCAUUUCGCAGAGGAAUUUCCGAUACCUGAAGAUAGCACGUCUCGUUCCGAUAGGCGGAGAACAAAACUCCUGAGACAUUAAAUGACUGAAUACCUCCAAUGACCAUUGACUUCCGUACCUGAGGCCUGGCUGUGCGGCAUCAGAUGAAUGCUGCUAGGAUGAGGUAUCUGGUUCAAAAGAAUAGAGGCCGCUUGGUCGCCUUGAAACUCUUAACAAAGCUCCGCGCUUCUUUGUUGCUGCGUCAGGCUUCCGCAGCAGCCCUGAAUUACCUCAGAUACAUCUCAACGGUACAGAGGUCCUCAAUGUCAGCCUCUUCAACUGUCCCGUCUCCCUCUAACCACUCGCCCUCGAAUCUAAGCUUGAUCUCUCGGUCAUUGGGGAUUUUCCUCAUCUUCCGAAUCGCAGGAAUGAGAAGGCGGAUCUGCAUGUCGGCGUAGACUGUCAAUUUGAACGGCUCUUGAUCCUUCUCCUUGAUGGAAAUUCGAAUUUUUGUGUCCCUCUCGUCCGGCUCCUCGGCAAAUUCCUCGUCGGAUACAUCCUCGACCAGAUCCCCGCGUUUCACCAUCCUCUGCUUCUCCUCCUCAGCAAGCCACCUGUCAUAAUCCUCCUGAGUCCACGCCUCGAGAAGGACACCUCCCUUCAUGAAUCCAGGGGUUGAGGACGAUCUCGAGUUCUCGGCGGCUGGCAGUUUCCACCCCAAACUGACGCCCGUGGACACGUCGUAGAUCUUGCGGCGCUUCCAGGUGAGAAAGGUGUUUGCCUCGUCCUCUUCAGAGAUUGCAUGACCACCCUUCUGCAGCCACAUUAUGAAGAACCGGCGAAUGACUCCCAGGUUCUGGCUCAUGCCACGCUUCGCGCCAAAGGGACCGACAUCAGGGAACCUCGCCAUGCGUGAUUGAACAAAAAUCUCGACCUCAAUCAUGGGCUCCCUCUUUGGCGCGCCAUCUGGGGUUGCGGGUUGGCACUCAGCUCUGGAUGCCGCUGCUGCGGCCGCCUCAGCCUUGGCGGCAUCCUCGCGCUCCCUGGCACGCACAACGAAAUGUGCAAAUGGGUCAUCCUUGUCUGCAGUGUUCGAAGAGUUCUCGAACAAGUCGUCAUCGUCGUCAUCAAUUGUGAUUGAAACAAAACUUGGCGUCUCCUCAUCCCGAGUUACUGAAGCGUCCCUGAUUGUUCUCGUGCUGGUCGUCGCUGCAGAUGUGGCACGCCUGGAUGGAGGAAGCUUCUCAAAGGCAUCAUCCUCCUCAUCGACCAGGGAGAUCACCUCAUUGGCGCAUGGCUGGUUGGAGCUCGAUCUUGUGGGUGUAAGCAGAAUGUCACCUUGCACCGGUUGCACGCUUCCCUUUCCCUUGCUCUGAGCUGGCGACGGCGUUGACCGCAUCGUGCGUGGCUUCUGUGGAGAUGUUGAAAUUGACUUUGUGGAGCGACGCGGAGGCGUUGGUGGCCCGUACAGGUCGUCUUCGGUGUCCUUAAAGUCGGUCGUGCGCAUGGGCGACGAGAGCUUGCGUCGCUUGGAAGAUGGAGGCGACGGGGAUUGAGUGCUUGCUUGAGAAAGUCGAUCGUGGUCUUCUACUUCAUCUGGUGAGACCUGCGGGCGCACCUGCUCUUGCACCACGAUAGGGAAGAAGUCGCGGGAUCGCCUGAAUAAGUCGAGGCCAUCGUCGUCCUCGCCUGCUUCGUUGCCAGAUUUCCCGCCGCCGGAUUGCCCUCCGUCUGCAUCGGAGCUUGGGCUUGACUUGGGACCUGACUUGAGGAAUGCGAACGCCUUCUUCUUCUUGAUGCCCUUUGCAGGCGUUCCCAUUGUGUCGGCCAUGGUGGGGUACCAGCCUUGACUUGUCACGCAGGAUAAUCAAGAUGCAACGGGAGGUGGAUGUUCCGAGCUCGUCGGCGUCGCGCUCCAGGAUAUGUCCAGGCUGAAGUCGUCGCCUGCGUGGUGGCUGUGAAACUUUAUGGCGACAACAAAUGCGACCAGAGAAUGCGCGAGCGCAACAACAGUGUUCUCUGGCGGGCUAUCCACUACGGUGCAGGGAGUCUGAGGUGAAGCCCGGGUAAGAUAAGAGGGAAACGGCUGGUUCGGUUGGAAAGUGGCGUUGUGCUUGUCGCGGGAUGCGCGAUGGCGAGGCGCGUUUCCACCGGGCGUGUUUAAUGAGGAUUAGAAAAGAACAAGGCGAUCUCAUUGCAGCUGCCGGGGCAACGAGUGGAGAGGGUUCAAC